AAAAGACCACAUUCACUGUUAUAGAGCACAGUCCCAGUGUAACAGGUAUUACAAACCAUUCAUCUGCGCUUUGAGAAAAAUGGGCUGGUUUUUGCCUGAAUUUCACAUUCAAUAGCCUAAGAUUUAGAAGUGUCAUUUUUGGACAUUUGAAAAGGAUUUCAUGAUCUUUGUCAAGAGAAACAUGGCAGAACACUUCCAAGAAAAGGAUACAAGGCUUCGAAAAAGACAUGCAGCCUUCUGAUAAACAGGACUGUAUUUUUUAAAACAUCUUUUUAUUUUUUAAUCACAAAAAGUUUCUUUUGGAGUGCAACAGGCAGGACUGAGCUAACCUCGUGAGAUAUUCUUCAAGCUGGCUUGCCGUUAGAAGAAUGGAGUAAAGCUGGGAUCGUCUAUGAAAGCUGGGAUUGAUUAUUCCAGAUCUUGAGACAUGGCUCAGUCUGAAGACAUGCCUAAGGAGGUGAGCGCUGAGGAGAAGGGAGAGAGCGAGUCCGCCGGGGAGAUCAAACGGGCUCGGACCAUGGCUCUGUACAACCCCAUCCCAGCCAAACACAACUGUCUCACCGUCAACAGGUCCCUCUUUAUCUUCGCUGAGAAUAAUAUCAUCAGAAAAUAUGCAAAGAGAAUUAUAGAGUGGCCUCCAUUUGAGUAUAUGAUCCUGGCCACCAUCAUAGCCAACUGCAUCGUUUUAUCCCUGGAACAGCAUCUUCCUGGUGAAGACAAGACGCCUAUGUCCAAAAGGCUGGAGAAGACCGAGCCUUAUUUCAUUGGGAUCUUCUGUUUUGAGGCUGGUAUCAAGCUGGUGGCGCUCGGUUUUGUUUUUCAUAAGGGUUCCUAUCUCAGAAACGGCUGGAAUGUAAUGGACUUCAUUGUUGUGCUAAGUGGGAUUCUGGCCACUGCCGGCUCUCAUAUGAAUAUCCCUGUGGAUCUGAGGACCCUGAGAGCUGUGCGUGUGCUCAGACCCCUCAAACUAGUCUCCGGUAUCCCUAGUUUACAGAUAGUUCUGAAGUCCAUUAUUAAAGCGAUGGUGCCGCUGCUGCAGAUCGGCCUUCUGCUGUUCUUCGCCAUCCUGAUGUUCGCUAUCAUCGGUCUGGAGUUUUACAGUGGCAAAUUACACCACACUUGCCUGCCCUCUCCAGAUAUACUCGAAAACGAGACGGUGGACUCUUCUGAGGUGGAGUUUGCGUGUGGAGUGAGGAAGUGUCCUGAGAAAUACACCUGCAGUGGCAGCUGGAUUGGGCCCAAUGAUGGCAUCACUCAGUUUGACAACAUCCUGUUUGCAGUGCUAACAGUAUUUCAGUGCAUCACUAUGGAGGGAUGGACUGCCGUCCUGUACAAUACUAAUGAUGCUUUGGGCCCCACAUGGAAUUGGAUUUAUUUCAUUCCUCUCAUUAUUAUCGGCUCGUUUUUUGUGCUCAACCUUGUCUUGGGUGUCCUUUCUGGGGAGUUUGCUAAAGAGAGAGAGAGGGUGGAGAACAGACGUGCCUUCAUGAAGCUCAGACGCCAGCAACAGGUGGAGCGAGAACUCAACGGCUACCGGGCCUGGAUUGACCGAGCAGAGGAAGUAAUGCUUGCAGAAGAAAACAAGAAUUCUGGGAGAUCAGCAUUAGAUGUUUUGAAACGGGCCACCAGCAAGAAAAAUGCAAGGCGUCGAGGACCAGGAGAGGAGAAAUAUUCUGAAGUCUCUACAGUUGGUGGCCCCCGCCCGAGGGUUGGUAUACGGACAGCGAGACGAGGGCCCGCUGCUUACUUGCGGCGCAAGGAACGCAUGUUGCGGAUAUCUAUUCGUCGCAUGGUUAAAACCGACAGCUUCUAUUGGAUAGUCCUCAGUCUGGUGGCGCUCAACACCAUUUGUGUUUCCAUCGUUCAUCACAACCAACCGGAAUGGCUCACUAUUAUUCAGUACUACACAGAGUUCGUGUUUCUUGGACUUUUUCUUGCUGAGAUGUUUCUGAAAAUGUAUGGCCUUGGUUUCCGUCUCUACUUCCAUUCAUCCUUUAACUGCUUUGAUUGUGGGGUGAUUGUGGGUAGUAUUUUUGAAGUGGUUUGGGGAUUCUUCAGGCCUGGAGAGUCUUUUGGCAUCAGUGUCCUCAGAGCUUUACGUCUGCUACGGAUCUUUAAGAUAACAAAGUACUGGACAUCCUUACGGAACUUGGUGGUUUCCCUCAUGAGCUCCAUGAAGUCGAUCAUCAGUUUGCUCUUCCUCCUCUUCCUGUUUAUCGUAGUCUUCGCUUUACUUGGAAUGCAGCUGUUUGGUGGAAGGUUCAUCUUUGAAGAUUACACCCCUACUAAUUUUGACACGUUUCCUGCAGCCAUCAUGACUGUCUUUCAGAUUCUUACUGGAGAGGACUGGAAUGAGGUGAUGUACAAUGGGAUUCGCUCACAAGGAGGGGUGCAGUACGGCAUGUGGUCCUCAAUCUACUUUAUUGUUUUAACUUUGUUUGGGAACUAUACAUUGCUCAAUGUAUUCUUGGCUAUUGCUGUGGAUAAUCUAGCCAAUGCACAGGAACUAACUAAGGAAGAAGAGGAGGAAGAGCUCUUCAAUUCGCGUUAUAAAUCCAGAGAUUUUGGCCUCUCAGAAAGGAGACGGAGACCUUACUUGUACAGGAAGCGCGCCAUCCACCGAGGACGACCGUCUCCUGCAGAGGCAGAGGAGGAAGCCGCUGGGAAGCAAGCGGAAGAGCAGCCCGUCAAUGCUUUUGCUGGCCGCCGUGAAAGACGCAAAAAGAUAAACAUGUCCGUGUGGGAGCAACGGGCCAACCAGCUGCGAAAACGUCGGCAGAUGGCCAGCCGUGAGGUGCUGUUUGGCAGUCCCACAGAGGACCAGUUGGACACUCCAGUGAGUGAUCAUCACCAACAGAGCUGCAUAUCCCCAGAGACGAGCCCUUUACACUUACCAGAAUCACCGAUGUCUGUGGGGAUGCCCCUGCCAGAGCCGCCCAUGUCUAUCUCCAUUCCUCUCCCCGAACCUCCAGAAUCUGAGCCCUUGCCCCUGACAGGAUCGGGGCUGGAGGAGAGGCCGGGCACUAAUAACCAUCAUUCAAAUACAGAGAGGAGGCAUCGUGUGGCAAGGAAGUUUCGGGCUGCUGCUGCUGCAGGGGUGGCAGAGGGUGGGCGGCACAAACGCCACAGACAUCGAGAGCCCAGAACAGAGGCCAGAAAUGCAGAAAAUCACCAGCAAUUUGGGUGCAGUGAGAAACCGGCUGAGGAGGGUGAGGAUCAAAUGGAUGAAACACAGUCUAAAAACUUGAUGCACAUGUACGAAACAGAAAUAAUCAUGCCUGGCAAGCAGACUGAGAGUCAGGAGGAAUGUCAAAGGGAGUUUGUGGGUGAUGUGACUGAGAUUUCCCAAGCAUCUGGCCUUCAGGAGCUUCAGACUGUCUGCACUGGAAUGGAAGAUCAAGCAGAAAGCCAGGAAACUCCAUUCCUGAGGCACAAAGAAGAGUAUACAUCAGAAUCCAAGUACAUGACAGGGGAAGUCUCAGACAUUGAGAACAAUGGCAGCUAUCUAAACCAGGAUGAGUGUAUGACAGAAACCAGCUUUAAACGAGAUACAUCUACCCAGCCUUUGUUGGAAAUGGCACCAAUGACUGUCAGCUUCAAAGACGUGGAGGCCUCUCACUCAGACAAAGCUGAUGAUGGUAAUGACGAUGAUGACGAUGAUGACGAUGAUGAUGAUGAUGAUGAGAAUGGAGGUGAACAGUCGACUGCCCCCAAACCCGACAUACCAGACAGCAUGUUCAUUUUCAAAAGCAAAAAUCCUAUCAGGAGGAUCUGCCACUAUGUGGUGACCCUGCGCUACUUCGAGAUGACCAUUCUCCUGGUGAUUGUGGCCAGCAGCAUUGCACUGGCUGCUGAGGACCCUGUCUGCACCAAUUCAGAGAGGAAUAAAGUUCUUCGGUACUUUGAUUAUGUUUUCACUGGCGUUUUCACAUUUGAAAUGAUUAUAAAGAUGAUCGACCAGGGCCUCAUUCUUCAUGAUGGGUCGUAUUUCCGUGACUUGUGGAACAUUCUAGACUUCAUUGUGGUGGUUGGAGCUUUAUUUGCCUUUGCAUUGACGAAUUUAAUGGGAAACAACAAAGGCCGAGACAUCAAGACCAUUAAGUCCUUACGGGUUCUCCGAGUUCUCCGUCCCCUCAAGACCAUCAAAAGACUUCCGAAGCUCAAGGCUGUGUUUGAUUGUGUGGUCACAUCCCUGAAGAACGUCUUCAACAUCCUCAUCGUCUACCAGCUCUUCAUGUUCAUCUUUGCUGUGAUUGCAGUGCAGCUCUUCAAGGGAAAGUUCUUCUACUGUACCGACGGAUCCAUGGCCACACAAAAAGAGUGCCAAGGCUACUACAUUGACUAUGGCAGGGACAGGAAGGAGGUGAAGAAGAGGGAGUGGAGGAGACACGAGUUCCACUAUGAUAAUGUCCUCUGGGCUCUUCUGACGCUCUUCACUGUGUCCACAGGAGAGGGCUGGCCACAAGUUCUCCAACACUCGGUGGAUGUGACUGAGGAAAACCACGGCCCAAGCAGAGGAAACCGAAUGGAGAUGUCCAUUUUCUAUGUCAUAUACUUUGUGGUUUUCCCCUUCUUUUUUGUCAACAUCUUUGUUGCUCUCAUCAUCAUCACAUUCCAGGAGCAGGGAGACAAAAUGAUGGAGGAGUGCAACUUGGAAAAAAACGAGCGGGCAUGCAUUGACUUUGUUAUCAGUGCAAAACCCCUAACGAGAUACAUGCCUCAGAACCGACAGACCCUCCAGUACCGAUUGUGGCACUUUGUGGUGUCGCCAUCAUUCGAGUACACGGUUCUAGUCAUGAUUGCACUCAACACAGUAGUGCUCAUGAUGAAGUACCACUCGGCUCCAGCUGCCUACGACAUCGUCCUGAAGCACCUCAACACUGCGUUCACUGUGCUCUUCUCUCUGGAAUGCAUCUUAAAGAUUUUCGCCUUUGGGUUCAUGAACUACUUCCGAGAUACAUGGAACAUCUUUGAUUUCAUCACUGUGCUGGGCAGCAUUACUGAAAUUGUGGUAGAUUUACAGUCUUUGAACACCAUCAAUAUGAGUUUCCUGAAGCUUUUCCGGGCAGCUAGACUCAUUAAACUGUUGAGACAAGGCUACACAAUACGGAUUCUGCUGUGGACAUUUGUUCAGUCCUUCAAGGCUCUUCCAUAUGUUUGCCUUCUCAUUGCCAUGCUUUUCUUCAUUUAUGCCAUUAUUGGCAUGCAAGUAUUUGGUAAUAUUAAAUUGAAUGAUGAGAGCCACAUUAAUCAACACACCAAUUUCAAGACGUUCUUUGGUGCCUUGAUGCUGCUCUUUAGAAGUGCUACAGGAGAGUCGUGGCAGGAGAUCAUGCUCUCGUGUCUGGAGGGGAAGGAGUGUGAACUGGACCCUUCAAUACCACCACCUUUCACCUCUCCAGAUCAUGAAGGGGGCUGUGGCACGGACUUUGCCUAUUUCUAUUUUGUCUCAUUUAUCUUUUUCAGCUCAUUUUUGAUGCUGAAUCUGUUCGUGGCUGUGAUUAUGGACAACUUUGAGUAUUUGACCCGCGACUCCUCCAUUCUCGGACCUCACCAUCUGGAUGAGUUUGUGCGCAUCUGGGGAGAAUAUGACCGAGCUGCAUGUGGCCGUAUUCACUACACUGCCAUGUAUGAGAUGCUAACCCACAUGUCUCCACCUCUUGGAUUGGGAAAGAAGUGUCCUGCCAAAAUUGCUUACAAGAGACUGGUGCUGAUGAAUAUGCCAGUCGAUGAGGACAUGACGGUUCACUUCACCUCCACACUAUUGUCUCUGAUCCGCACCGCACUGGAGAUAAAAAUCGCUAGAGGUGGCGAGGACCGGCUACAGUUGGACAUCGAAUUGCAGAAGGAGAUAAGUGUCAUCUGGCCACACCUGUCCCAAAAGACUCUGGAUCUGCUGGUACCCAUUAACAAAGACACGGACAUGACCGUUGGAAAGAUCUAUGCUUCUAUGAUGAUCAUGGAUUACUUUAAGCAGAGCAAAGCCAAGAAGUUGAGGCUACAGAUUGAGGCACAGAAAAGUCCCACCCUGCCCCUGAUCUCUCACAGCGCUGGAUCAGCCUUGACCAGUGGAGGGUUUUUGGCUUUAAGCCCCAUAUCACCGCCGGAGCUGUUAUUGCAGCCCAUGACCCACCGUACAGACAGCAGUGAAGACUAUGAUGCCUCUCAGGUUGAUGAAUCAGGGUUGAAUGGCAUGUGGGGGGAAGAUCGCCCACCUGAACAUGCAUUCAGAACCAGACACAAGAGCUACAAAGCUGCAGUGUCCCACUCAGACCAGACACAGUACAUGGAAAAGGUGCGAGGACGAGCAAAAGAACAACGGUUCUUACUUUCCCCGGAUAACUCGAACUCAAAAUCUCGUUCCCGCUCUCCCAGUGAGGAGCGCGUACAUGGGGUCACCAGACAGGGAAACAGCUCCGAAAGCCCCGUUCCCUCCACCUCAGAGUCCAGCACCCCGAGCGGCAAGCGUCGCCUGUCCCAGACCUCCACCGGCUCACACCCUCACAUCUCCUACUCACCCUUAGUGUGCCACACGCAACCUUCAUCACACGCUGAUGAUGACGAUGAUGACCCAAGCGUCCAGCAGAUGAUAGGGUGCUGCAGCACUGCUGUGUGGGAUGACGGUGCUGAAGACCAGGAAGCGAGACAGCAGGAAAGUACCCAUUUUGAAGUGGACGAAUAUCUGGGUUCAUCCGCACGCCGCUAUCCUUCCGAGUCCUUCCUCGCCCUACAAGAGGAAGAGCACAGCCCUGAUUCUGCCGCUCCUAUGGAAACUCUUACCUUUGAGGCGGCGGUGGCCACCAGUCUUGGCCGCGCGAACACGGUCAGCGCCUCGAUGCGCACAAGGUCAAGGAUAGGCUGGCAGGUGCCCAACGGACACUUCCGGAAGAGACUGGCACAGAGCGUAUCCCUCGCUGGCGGCGAAGCUCUCAGCGAUGCAGAUGAUGACAAAUACUAGAUCAGUCAGUAGAACAGAGACAUAACAGGACAAAUGUACUGAGGUGGAUGCUGAUCCUCACUAUAUUCAAGAGGUGUUUUAUAGAUAUACAAAUUAAACGUGUUCAGUGAAACGAGCAACGGAAAGACUUCAUAUUUAUAUUCUCUUAAUUUCUCAUCAGAUAGUGAGUUUGGAAAGCAUCACAUACUGUACGUACAUUUGAGGCCCGAUUCAGGUAUUAAGUGCUUUAUUUCCAGUUGGGGAUAGUGAGCUGAUUGAGUGAAGUGCUUAAACUUGUUUCUUACGUUUAAUGUCCUUUUUUUUUUUUUCUCAGUUUCUGAAGUUUAAAGUCUUUUUCUACCAAAAUGCCAUUUGUUUCUAAUUCAUCUCUGCCACAUUAUUGAAAUUCGCUAAUAAUGCAUAUACUUUGUUUGAAGUUCAAGUUCAGUUUCUAAAGUGAAUAGGCCACUGUAACUAAACUUAAAAAACUUAAAAAAAAAAAAAAAAAACUAAUUUGUCAAAAACAAUUUUCAUAUGAUUCCAUAAAAUGCUGUUAAAACUGAAAAGAAGAAAAAAAAAUAAGAUUUUACAGCUGAUGCUUUAAUUAUUCAAUGUUUAAAAUUAGUUUAGAUGAAUGUCUUGUAAAGGGGUUUACAUUCACAAAUGUAAAUUCUGACAAAGGUUAAAGACAUCGCGGUCAAAUUUGAUGUCACAAUCGAUUCAGGAUUUGUUUUUAAAACUAAAAGAUUUUUUCUUUGAAAAUAUGUAAUUUAAUCGUUCUUUCAGGCUACUUGGAAUUGGGAUUUUUGUUACUGAAUUUGAAAUGAUAAGCAUCCUGAUAACUUUAUGUUUAAAUUAAUAAAAUAUUGUCUUUUUACCCUG
Molecule: messenger RNA, 7819 nt
Organism: Cyprinus carpio (common carp)
Lineage: Eukaryota; Metazoa; Chordata; Actinopteri; Cypriniformes; Cyprinidae
Gene: cacna1eb
Product: calcium channel, voltage-dependent, R type, alpha 1E subunit b
Exons: 46
Coding region: 428-6958 (2176 amino acids)
Biological process (GO): calcium ion import across plasma membrane; chemical synaptic transmission
Cellular component (GO): membrane; voltage-gated calcium channel complex; neuronal cell body
Molecular function (GO): high voltage-gated calcium channel activity
Source: RefSeq, a predicted model, not a curated record